UCCUCCGCAUAGUUCAAAUUGAAAAGUCAAAGCGAAUAAGUGAGAAGCUAUUUAGCAAAACAAACCAAGAAAUAAAAACAAGUUUAAUUUUUCAAGUUAAAUUACAUCAAGGAAAUAUUAUUGUAAUUUGUGAAUAAAAAGGUUAACAACACAGCAGUAAAAAUGGUAGCGAUUGGAAUUGAUUUGGGAACUACUUAUUCCUGUGUUGGAGUUUUUCAACACGGUAAAGUGGAAAUAAUUGCGAACGACCAAGGCAAUCGCACAACACCAAGUUAUGUGGCGUUCACAGAUUCAGAGCGGCUCAUUGGUGAUGCCGCAAAAAAUCAAGUUGCCAUGAAUCCAAAGAACACGGUCUUCGACGCAAAGCGAUUGAUUGGACGAAAGUAUGACGACGAAAAAAUUCAAGCGGACAUGAAGCAUUGGCCUUUUACAGUGGUCAACGACUGCGGAAAGCCAAAGAUCAGCGUGGAAUUCAAAGGUGAACAGAAACGCUUUGCUCCCGAAGAAAUUAGUUCGAUGGUGCUGACUAAAAUGAAAGAGACAGCUGAGGCAUAUUUGGGUACGUCGGUGCGAGAUGCAGUUAUUACAGUACCAGCAUACUUCAAUGAUUCACAACGUCAGGCCACAAAAGAUGCAGGAGCCAUAGCAGGACUUAAUGUUCUACGUAUUAUAAACGAACCAACAGCAGCAGCUUUAGCCUAUGGUUUGGACAAGAAUCUCAAAGGUGAACGGAACGUGCUAAUCUUCGAUUUGGGCGGUGGUACCUUUGAUGUUUCCAUCUUGACAAUUGAUGAAGGUUCAUUGUUUGAAGUUCGUGCAACUGCCGGCGAUACUCAUCUAGGUGGAGAGGACUUUGACAACCGUCUCGUUAACCACUUUGCGGAAGAAUUCAAACGCAAAUAUAAAAAAGAUUUGCGGACGAAUCCAAGAGCAUUGCGUCGUCUAAGAACAGCGGCAGAGCGGGCAAAACGAACACUGUCAUCCAGCACGGAGGCGACUAUUGAGAUUGACGCUUUGUAUGAAGGUGUAGAUUUCUAUACAAAAAUUAGUCGAGCUCGCUUUGAAGAGAUGUGUGGUGAUUUGUUCCGCAGUACAUUGGAUCCCGUAGAGAAGGCUCUUAAUGAUGCGAAAAUGGAUAAGAGUCAGAUUCACGACAUUGUACUCGUUGGUGGUUCAACACGCAUACCAAAGGUCCAAAGUUUACUUCAAUCAUUCUUUGGAGGUAAGAGUUUGAACCUUUCUAUCAACCCAGACGAGGCUGUGGCUUAUGGUGCAGCGAUACAGGCAGCCAUAUUGAGCGGUGAUAAGAGCAGCCAAAUUCAAGAUGUGCUUUUGGUGGACGUGGCACCAUUGUCACUUGGAAUUGAAACUGCUGGUGGAGUGAUGACAAAACUUAUAGAACGAAACAGUCGCAUUCCAUGCAAACAGUCAAAAACCUUUACAACUUAUGCAGAUAACCAACCCGCAGUCACCAUCCAAGUGUUUGAGGGCGAACGUGCCAUGACCAAAGAUAAUAAUUUGUUGGGCACUUUCAACUUAACUGGAAUUCCACCAGCACCGCGUGGUGUUCCCAAGGUAGAUGUUACAUUUGAUUUGGACGCCAAUGGCAUUUUGAAUGUGACUGCAAAGGAGAUGAGCACCGGAAAUGCGAAGAAUAUAGUCAUAAAGAACGACAAAGGACGUCUAUCUCAAGCAGACAUCGAUCGUAUGGUUAAUGAAGCUGAAAAAUAUGCGGAGGAAGACGAGAAACAGCGCCAACGUGUUGCUGCUCGCAAUCAGCUUGAGAGUUAUGUGUUUAAUGUAAAGCAAGCAGCAGAUGAAGCCGGCAGUAAACUAAGUCAGUCGGAUAAAGAUCAUGUCCUCGAAAAGUGUAGCGAGACAAUUAAAUGGCUGGAUGCCAAUACCACUGCCGAAAAGGAGGAGUUCGAGUACAAAUUGGAAGAGUUGACGAAGAUCUGUAGUCCCAUCAUGACAAAAAUGCACCAGCAGGCAGGCGCUGGCACACAGCCUAGUAAUUGCGGCCAGCAAUCUGGUAAUUUUGGUGGAGGCAAAUAUGGUGGACCAACUGUGGAGGAAGUGGACUAAA
Rhagoletis zephyria (snowberry fruit fly) is the source of this 2086-nucleotide messenger RNA. Its product is annotated as heat shock protein 68. NCBI's taxonomy places the organism in Eukaryota, Metazoa, Arthropoda, Insecta, Diptera, Tephritidae. The record is from RefSeq and is a predicted model, not a curated record. Gene Ontology annotation, molecular function: ATP-dependent protein folding chaperone; ATP binding.